AAAUCUCCCUCUCCCCAUCUCCCUCCUCUCUCUCUCUAAAAAGUAAAAACUCAGCCACGAAUCUUCCAUGAUCAACCAAGUGUAAACCCAUCACCCUUCUCUCUCUAUACAGACUCUCACUCGCCGGCAAAAUGGGAAACGGCGUCGGGAAACUAAACCUCUGCUUCGCCUGCGACGCCGGCGUGAUCUCACGCCGCCACGACUUCUCCAUCUACCUCUCCGACCCGCUCGACGAGGGCCUGGGCCACUCCUUCUGCUACUUCCGCUCCGACCCUGCCCGCUCCUUCCCCGACAAAACGACGCCGUUCAAGUCCAUCUCCGGCGCAUCCCUCAGCGCCAACACCUCCACGCCUCUCUCCACUGCGCCGUUCCAACCAAACUCCUCUGUGGACAAAGCGUCGUCCUUUGACAGCUCAGAAUCCUUCGCAUCCAUCCCCCUCCAGCCCAUCCCUCGCAACUCGAGCCCCGCCGUCCGGUCCGGCCCGAUCCUCAGAACCCCCGGGCUAGGGUUCGGGUCGGGCCCGAUUGAGCGGGGGUUCCUGUCGGGCCCAAUCGAGCGGAGCUUCGUCUCGGGCCCGUUCGAGAACCAGUACGACCAAAUCCAGAGGUAUAAACCUAACUCCAAGAAAUGGGGUUUGAUGAAAAAUCUAAAAAAGGCCCUUAGAAAAUCUCUGCCUCUGAACAAAAAGGAAAAUACUAAGGUGGGUUGUGAUAAUAACAAUAGGUUGAGUAUUGAGGGGAGUUUGGUUGAUGAUUGUUGUGAUGAGUCUUUGGAGAAUACUAAUGUGCAGUGGGCACAGGGGAAGGCCGGUGAGGACCGGGUUCACAUCGCUAUUUCGGAGGAGAGCGGAUGGGUUUUUGUUGGGAUCUAUGACGGGUUUAACGGCCCGGAUGCGACUGAUUUCUUGCUUAAUAAUCUCUAUGCUAACGUUCACAAGGAGCUCCAGGAAUUGCUUACUAAUAACAGUAAGACCGAAUCGGAACACGAAAGGGAAUUGAUGUUGGAGGGUGAUGAGUUGAUCGGGCACCACCAUGCGGUCGACAAAAGUUUGCCAGGAGAGGAUUACCCGCGUAGUGUUGUUGAGGGAUCGAAUGAGGAUUUCGAUUCGAGGAGGAAGAGGCGGAGGAAGUCGAGGAACAGGACCGGAGGGGCAGGGAAGAAGUGGGAGGAGAGUAAUAAGUGGAAAUGGGAGUGCGAAUGCGAUGGGGAAAGACUGGAGCUCGAUGGGAUGCUGAAGGACGACGGGGCGGCUGGAGUGAACCACUCUGAAGUUUUGAAAGCGCUCUCCGAAGCCAUGAGGAAGACAGAGGCAUCGUUUUUGGAGAUUGCAGAUCUUAUGCUGAAGGAGAAUCCCGAGUUGUCUCUGAUGGGCUCUUGCGUUUUGGUGAUGUUGAUGAAAGGGGAGGAUGUGUACUUGAUGAAUGUGGGGGAUAGCCGGGCUGUUCUGGCGAGGAAGGCCGAGGCUGAUCUUGGGAUUGGCAAGGCGCGCAAGGAUUUGGAGAGGAUCAACGAGGAAACUUUGAACGAAGAUCUUCCGACGUUUGAUUGCAAUGGACUUGAUGACGGUGGUGCGAAUUUAGCUUCUAUUCAGCUCACAACGGAUCAUAGCACGUCUGUGGCAGCGGAAGUGAAGAGGAUUAAGAAGCAACACCAGGAUGAUGCUUCUGCAGUAACAAAUGAAAGGGUGAAAGGUUCAUUGAAGGUGACCAGAGCUUUUGGGGCUGGAUAUCUCAAGCAGCCCAAAUGGAACAAUGCACUUCUAGAGGUGUUCAGAGUCGAUUACGUCGGAAACUCCCCAUACAUCACCUGCUCCCCGUCGCUCUACCACCACAGACUCAGCCCGAAAGACAGGUUUUUGAUACUAUCUUCUGAUGGACUCUAUCAGUACUUCACCAACGAAGAAGCUACAUCUGAAGUUGAGAUGUUCAUUUCUUCGUUUCCUGAGGGGGAUCCCGCGCAACAUCUUGUUGAAGAAGUACUAUUCCGAGCUGCAAAAAGAGCUGGUAUGGACUUCCACGAGUUACUUGACAUCCCACAAGGAGACCGGCGUAGAUACCAUGAUGAUGUAUCAAUAAUAAUUAUUUCUUUUGAAGGAAGAAUAUGGAGGUCAUCGGUGUAAAUAGGCAAUACAUAUUCAAAUACAAAGAUAGAGAAGAUAGACAUUUAGGAAAUACCCGUAAAUUCCCCUUUUUUUUCAAUCGUUUCGAGUCACAGUGAUUGCUAUUUCAUAUAUCUGGUUUGCAGCCAAUUUUGUUUAGGAUAGAACAGUUUUCGGGCUUCAUGUGGUCUUCCCGAAAGCCUUUUUGGUUACACAUGUGUGUGAUAACAAAUGACUCGCCAAUUUGGUCUGAUUCCAUUGAUUUGUUACCUCUGACAAUAAAUUGUCAGCUUGUAA
This is a messenger RNA of Rhododendron vialii, 2396 nucleotides long. Its product is annotated as probable protein phosphatase 2C 23. Gene Ontology annotation, molecular function: protein serine/threonine phosphatase activity. NCBI's taxonomy places the organism in Eukaryota, Viridiplantae, Streptophyta, Magnoliopsida, Ericales, Ericaceae. The transcript has 4 exons. The record is from RefSeq and is a predicted model, not a curated record. The coding region runs from base 132 to 2120 and encodes 662 amino acids. Gene Ontology annotation, biological process: protein dephosphorylation.